Messenger RNA from Elaeis guineensis (African oil palm), 948 nucleotides. The record is from RefSeq and is a predicted model, not a curated record. NCBI's taxonomy places the organism in Eukaryota, Viridiplantae, Streptophyta, Magnoliopsida, Arecales, Arecaceae.
GCUCUUGCAACGUUGCACGGUAAUCCCGCUACUGAGUUCGAGGGGAGACGAAGCAUCUCUUUCCGCAGCACAGCAACAGAUCCAAAUCGCUCGACCGUAAUCCUCAUCGAAGAUAUCUUAGCAAUGGACACCGAAAUUGGCAGUGGAGAUUGUUUAGCUUGGGCUGCAAGAGAUGCUUCUGGAAUUCUUUCACCUUACAGAUUCAAUCGCAGAGUUGUCAGAAGCAAUGAUGUUCGUAUAGAAAUAACACAUUGUGGAGUUUGUUACGCAUGAGAUUGUAGGAGUUGUCACAGAGGUUGGUUCCAAUGUUAAAGGUUUCAAAGUUGGUGAUCAUGCUGGUGUUGGCACUUAUGUUAAUUCAUGUGGAGAGUGCGAGUACUGUAAUGAUUUUCUGGAAGUUCAUUGUUCGAAAGGAUCAAUUUUCACUUUCAAUGGUCUUGAUUCAGAUGGCACAAUCACAAAAGGAGGAUAUUCCAGCUACAUCAUAGUCAAGGAGAGAUACUGCUACAUGAUACCUGAUGGCUACCCAUUAGCUAUGGCAGCACCUUUGCUAUGUGCUGGAAUCACAGUGUACACCCCCAUGAUGCGCCAUAAGAUGAACCAACCUGGCAAAUCUCUUGGAGUCAUUGGGUUAGGUGGCCUCGGUCACAUGGCAGUGAAGUUUGGAAAAGCUUUUGGUUUGAAAGUAACAGUGUUCAGUACAAGUAAGUCCAAGAAAGAGGAAGCACUAAAACUUCUUGGAGCAGACAAAUUUGUGAUCUCAUCAGACCAGCAGCAGAUGGAGUCUAUGACAAAAUCCCUGGAUUUCAUCGUUGACACUGCUUCCGGUGAUCACCCCUUUGAUCCUUACAUGUCACUUCUGAAGAUUGGUGGAGUUUUGGUCCUAGUGGGCUUUCCUAGUGAAGUCCGUCUGAAUCCCGGAAGUCUUAACCUUGGUUCAAGAAGUAU